Aegilops tauschii subsp. strangulata is the source of this 3059-nucleotide messenger RNA. RefSeq lists its product as uncharacterized. Lineage: Eukaryota; Viridiplantae; Streptophyta; Magnoliopsida; Poales; Poaceae. The record is from RefSeq and is a predicted model, not a curated record.
GUGGUUGGCUACAGAAUCGGCAAAAGUUACACAGCACCUAGAGAAGCUGGCGUAACAAGUGAAAAAAUGUUAUCGUGCAAGACAGCACUUGGACAAAGAUUGGUUUGCCCGGCGGGCAGAAUUGGCAAAAGUUGGGAGUCCUGCAGAGAGAGGAGGUCAGAUUAGAGUAGCAAUAUCAAAUGCAGACUUGUUACGCAUGGACCUGUUGUUUUUCCUCCGGCGCAUAUCAAAAGCUGAGAUGAAACUUGAUGCCGGUGAAGUGCUUUUCUGAUAGAAACUGUUGGUGGUGCACACCUUACGAAAGUGCACCUAGAGGAGUCGAAAUAUUCUCACGAACUCUUGACAUAUACCAAUCUCUCUCUCUCUCUCUCUCUCUCUCUCUCUCUCUUUAUAACAAGGAUAAGAGAAUUUACAGAUUCUGUGUUGAUGUUAUUCCGUGUUAUGCCACCAGCGCCGCCUAGGUCAGACUUCAAGUGUCAGAAUUUCUUUUCAGAUCUUCGCAAAAAAAAAAUCUUUGCAGAAAGUUGGACCGUGAGCAUUUCUUGUGGGCAAACUUAGCAAAGAGUGAGCAAUUGACCGUCCAUUGGAGUAAUGGUAGGGCAAGGCAGGGAACGUUCUCUGCUCAGACGGGCAAGAAAUUAAACCCGUAUAUAUAGUCAAUCAACCGCCCCGGAUGAAAACGAUCAGAUACGACGGCACUGGCGUAAAACACAUCUGCUCAACUGUUAGCCCGUGUAUUACAAUGGCAGCAUCUCACCCCUCUCGAAGCAGUGUCUGCUUAGCCCUGGCUGUUGCCAUUUGCAUCUUGCUCCCAGGCUGCUUCUCCAGCAAAGUUACCCUGGAGAUUUUCGAGAGGGCAUGCCACUGCUUCGACGACCACAAUGUGUACAACGAGUGCGCGGAGGAGCUCCGGCUGGGCGUGGAGGGGGCGUUCCACGUGGGGCGGGAGAGCGUGGACGAGUACUGCGGCGGGGCCUGCCUCGCCGAGACGGAGAUGGCGCUGCGCUGCGUGGAGGAGGUCGCCCACGACGGCUUCAGGUUCUCCAACGGCGCCUCGCUGCUGGCCGUGAAGCAGGCGCUCGGCAGCGGCUGCAGCUACACGCCGGAGAGAGGAACCUUCGACAUACGUGAGCGCAGGGAGUGCGGCGACGAGUACGGGUACGGCUACCACGGCGCGCUCGGCUACGGCGAGGAAGGCGGCGACCGGCGGUACGAGUACCCGGGCGGCGCGUUCGGCAACUACUGCUCCGGCGCCACCGGCGGCGGCGCGGUGCAGACGCUCCUCCUCGCCUUCCUCCUUGUCUCCGCGUCGGCGCUGCUUCUUGCCGCAUGAGCGAUGGUGAUCUUACGAUGUACUGUAUUUGUAAUGAUUUUGGUUUCAGGUUGAGUUUUAUCCCAUGAUCCGCAUAUUGUAAUUCUCCCUUCUUAUUUUUGCACGAUGCACCUGCGCAUGGUAUUCUCUCACAGGGCAAGGAAUAACUAAAAAAAGAGUACUUACUUUGAUCUUAAAAACAAGGAUAUCUCCAUGACUGAGAUUUACCUAGCAAACAAAAAUCCUCCAAAAAUGUUCAUUUGCACCAAGCCCUUUUCCUGACGAGAGAAUUUGACAGGAUAUAGUUCAAUUCACUCAAGAGUAGGAGAAAACAGAAUUGGAAUGCCAUCACGUGUAGAACGAAAAUGCUAGAGCUACAUGUGGAAUGCUGAACAGACCCUCGCAAAAAAAAAGAAAAAAAAAAGAGAGAAAAGAAUGCUGAACAGACGUGCCGCAAGAAUUUGCAGCAAAGUGUGUUUAGACUUUGGAGGCUUCACUAAAAAGUACUCCCUCUAUAUAACUUAAUAUAAGACGUGUUUUGACACUGUCAAUCUGUGGACUCUAAAAACAUCUUAUAAAAAGUUACAGAGGUAGUAGAAUUAAUAUUCAACGUGUACAUGCUUGUUACUGAGAAGCAAAAGGAAGGAAAAUCCUCUAAAUAUGAAGAUAGUUUUCGCAUCCUACAGGUACCUUUAAAGCAAAUCAUACAAUCAAAACACCUUUAGGUCCAUCUAAUUGUUUUUAAAAACAAAGAUUCAUUUUCCUACUGGAGCGCAGAAACAUCAACCAUAUGCGCGGACCAACUCAAACAGGGCUAAUAUUGCUUUCUCACUAAAAAAAGAGGCUAAAUAUUGCUUACAACCAAUUGGACCUCUACACAUGAGCACAGCUACGGCCCUAUAGAAAUUUCACAAGAAAAAGAUGAUACAGAGUAUUUCCCGUAGAAACCAUUUUAGAUCAUAGAGAUGGUGCUACCAAAUUCUUAUAGGUUGUUUUCCCAUCCCCCCAUUUUCUAGAACAGCAAAAUUCAGAUAAAGAUGCACCAAACACUUUCUUUAUUCCACCACCAGAACAGAAAACGCCCAAACAGAACAGCAAAACUCAGGUAAGGUGCACUUAAAUGGUAAGCAGCUUAUAUGAAGAUGUACCAUUUGCACUUAACUUCAGAGUUUCUAAAGAUUUUCAAAACAAUUAACGGAUGCGGGCAAGAUGAUCUAAAUCUCCGCAAAAAUGACGUUAUAAAUUUCAAUUCUAUUUUCAGAGCGCAAAAAUAGACAAUCACUUGCUGAGAUGGUGCCCAAACAAUAUACUAUUUCAGCAAGCAUAAAACAUACCAACCAAUUUCUGUUUAGUCAUUUGGAUACUUCUAAGUUGGUGAAAAGGGAAAUUUUACACUAACUCCACAUAUGCACCAGAUAUGUCAACCAGUUUAAACCUUCUGUCCUGGUUGAGCUCGAAAUUUCAAGAACCAUAAGUAGCACCAAAUCCAGUAAAGUGCUCCAAGAUAAUGUACAAGAUCACAGAUCUCCCGAAGUAAAAAAGGUUAGGGCAAUUAUUCGUGUACCAACAAUAAAAUUCUUUUCUUUUCAUCAUCAUCAGACAACACACCGACCAAUAUCACUGUUCCCCCACACCCCGUAUACCUCCACACUGCGUGCUAUCAAGACUAAUUCAUACACAAGUACUAAUUCCUGUCCUACACUAUGGUUUGAGCUUUGAAUGACAGCUACUUGUUGCGAUACCAAAA